AUGCCUCGCCGUGCGGGCCAAGCGGCUCGCGAGGCGAACGCCGCUGCCCAGCGCCGUCGCCGUGAACGGCUCGCUCAGGCGCGGCGCGAGGCCGAGGCAUUAAGGAAUGCCGAGCGUCACCGUGAGCGUCGUGCUGGCCUGGCUGAGGAGGAGCUCGAGGCGGCCCGAGAGGCAGAUCGCGAGCGGGUCCGGGAACGUCGCCACCGAGAGGAGGAGGAGCAGAGGGAUGCUCGGCGCGCCGCUGACGCCGCGGCCCACCGCGAUCGUCGAGCGCGAGAGGACCGCGCCAGCCGCGCCGCCUGUGACGCCGACGCCGUACUGUCCGGGCGCCAGCAGGUCGCCGUGCUCGACGUAGGACGCCGCGAGGUGGAGUGCCUUCACUGCCGCGCACUGCUGUGGAGGGCAGAGCGCGCCACGCUGUGCUGCUCCGGCGGUAAGGUGCAGCUGGAGCCCGUACCACCGCCACCGCCGAGGCUGCGCGCGCUAUGGACGGACGACGACCCGACUGCCCAGACCUUCCGCAAACACGCCCGCCGUUUAAACACGGCUCUGUCGCUGGCGUCGCUAAUGACGCGCGAGGUGCAGCAGCCGGGCGGAGGCUUCUCGCCGUCAGUGGUGAUACAGGGCCGGCUGUAUCACCGGAUUGGACCGCUCCGUGCCAGGGACGGCGAGGAGCCUGCCUUCGCACAGAUUUAUGUCAACGAUCCCGAGUGCGACGACCCGGCGGCCGAGGCUGCCCAGCGCCUUGGCCACGUUCCGUUGCCUCGCAGCACCCGCGAGCCGGAGCGGGCACGGCUCUUAGCGCUACUCGAGGAGCUCCAGGUCCUCCUCCGGCAGGUCAACCCCUACGUACAGGACUUCAUACACGCCGCCGAGCUGCCAGAGGAGGAGGUGCAGCAUCAGCGCCUGGUGGUGAGCGCCGACGCUCGACCCGCCGACCAGCACCCCCGCCGGUACAACCGCGCGGAGGGGUUCCGCGAGGUGUCCAUCCUUAUGGACGAGGAGCCCGUCCACCAGGAUAUAGUGCUGCGGCGGCGCGCUGGUGCUGAAGGCCCGGUGCUUCAGACCAUCAACGAGACGCACCGGGCCUUCGAAGCCCUUCACUUCAUCCUGCUGCUCCCGUGGGGCACCGACGGGUGGCAGCCAGCUCUGCGGCAGGCCGAGCGGAACGGGCGCGGCGACGUGCGGGCGCUGACGCUCCUGCAGUUUUACGCCCACCGGCUGCAGGAGCGUCCCGGCGUCGACGACAGUCUCCACCGCGCAGGGCGACUCUUCCAGGAGUUCGCCUGCAUGGCCUUUGCGCGUGUGGAGACUCAGCGUCUCCUCUUCCUGGCUUGCCACCAGACCGCCAUCAGAGCCGAGCUCUACCAGCGGCUCCAGGACGCAGUGCCGGCCGACGGCGCCCUGGAGGAGCGCGGUGACGGAGACCGCCUCGGACGGCGGAUUAUCCUACCGGCCAGCUUUGCUGGCGGCCCGCGCUACUACCAGCGCCGCUAUCAGGAUGCCAUGGCUAUCGUCCGUGUGCACGGCCGCCCGACCUUCUUCAUCACGUUCACGUGCAACCCCGGCUGGCCUGAGAUCCAGCAGGCCCUCAUCGGCGGCCAAGAUGCCCAGUCCCGUCCGGACCUGGUGGCGCGCGUCUUUCAGCUGAAGCUGAAGUCCCUGCUCCAGGAACUCACCACACACGGCAUCUUCGGCCGUACUGUGGCGAUGCUCAUGGUCAUCGAGUUUCAAAAGCGGGGCCUACCACACAGCCACAUCCUGAUCAUCGUCCGGCCAGAGGAUCGGCCGAGGACCGGCGAGGACGUGGACGCCGUGAUAUCAGCGGAACUGCCGGACCCGACCCAGUCGGAGCAGGCGCGCCGGCUGCACGACAUCGUCGUGCGGUCGAUGGUCCACCGGGAGUGCGGCGCCGCCAACCCGACGGCCGCCUGCAUGGAGGGCGGCCGAUGCUCGAAGGGAUUUCCCAAACCGUACGCGGCGGCUACCGAAUGGCGGGACGACCACCCCUAUCCGGUGUAUCGGCGGCGGGCGGCAGCCGACGGCGGCCAAGAGACGGUGCGGGACGGCCGCACCAUCACCAAUCAGUGGGUCGUGCCGUUCUGCCCGUAUCUCUCGCUGCGGUACGACGCACACGUGAACGUCGAAGUUUGCUGCAGCGUCCAGUCGGUUAAAUACCUGUUCAGGUAUAUCUAUAAAGGCCCCGACCGCCAAAUGGUGCGGGCCGCGGACCUGGUCGGCGCCGACGACGAGAUCGCCGCCUACCAGGACCUGAGGUCCAUCGGGGCCAGUGAGGCCUGCUGGCGCCUCUUCGACACGCCGCUCAGCCAGCGACAGCCCAACGUGGUGGCACUUCAGGUGCAUCUGCCCGACCACCAGCUCGUCUUCUUUGAGCCUGGGCAGGAGAGGCAGGCCGCCGAGGCCGCCCGGCGCACGCACCUGACAGCGUGGUGCCGGCAGCUGCUCUACCCGGACUUCCCGUCGGCAUACACCUGGCAGGCCGGCCAGAAGGUGUGGCGUAAGAGGAGACAGCGACAGGCGACGGAGGCCAUCGGCCGUGUUGUGAGCCUGUCACCUCGCCACGGAGACGUCUUUUUUCUCCGUGUGCUUCUGCACCACGUCGCGGGGGCCGUGUCGUUCGAAGAGCUGCGGACGGUGAAUGGCGUGAUCUGCGCCACUUACCGUGAGGCGUGCGGCCUCCGCGGCCUCCUGCGCGACGACCAGGAGUGGGAGGUGACCAUGGAGGACGCUGCCCACACCCAGCUGCCGUGCCAGCUCCGCCGGCUCUUCACCGUCCUCCUUCUCUUUUGUACGCCGGCGGACACGCUGCAGCUAUUCCGGCGUCAUGUGGAGGCGAUGGCGGAAGAUUUUGUUUUCCGCCACCCUGGCCUGCCGGACGACCUGCGCGCCCCGCUGGUGCUCGUACACCUGGAGCGUCAGCUGCAGCAGGCCGGCAAGGAGCUGCACGACUUCGGUCUGCCGGAGGUCACGCCCGAGCAGCGCGCCCGCGCUGCCGAGCUGGAGCAGGCUGCCGAGCUGCGCCGGCUGCCGCGCAUUAUCCAGGAGGAGCUGGAUCACGACGUCGGCGAGCUCCAGGAUCGGCUGGCAGUUCAGCUGCCGACACUCCUGCCGUCCCAGCGGGCCAUCUUCGAUCGGGUCCUGGCGGCCGUCGAUGAGCACCGUCCGCUGGCCGUAUUUGUGGACGCCGCCGGCGGCACCGGGAAGACCUACGUCUUCAACGCGCUGCUGGCGGCGGUUCGGUCGCGCGGCAUGGUGGCGCUCGCCGUCGCCUACAGCGGCAUCGCUGCCACGCUCCUGGAGGGAGGCCGCACCUACCACUCCCGUUUUAAGGCGCCGCUGCUGAUCAACGAGACGUCCACGUGCGCCAUCAGCGCGCAGAGCCCGCUGGCGGACCUCAUCCGGCGGACGGCGCUCAUCGUGUGGGACGAGGCGCCCAUGGCCCAUCGUCACCACCUGGAGGCCUUCGACAGGACGUUGCGUGACGUCACCGGUAGCGACGAGCCGUUCGGCGGCAAAGUCCUCGUGCUCGGUGGGGACUUCCGACAAAUUCUCCCCGUCAUAAGGCACGGCACCCGCGCCCAGGUGGCCGGUGCCUGUCUCCGGCGGUCGCCACUGUGGCGGUACUUUGUGGUCGCGCCACUACGCGACAACAUGCGCGCACGUCUGGCGGCCGGAGCGGACGGCGAGGAGCUGCAGGCGUUCUGCAACUGGCUCCUGGAGCUGGGCGAGGGUCGGCUGCCUGGGCCCGAGGACGGCUUUGUGCAGCUCCCGCCUCAGCUGGUCAUGGACGCUGAUGUCGCCGCCGUCAUCGACUGGACGUUCGGUGGCCUGGAGGAGCACCACGCCGACCGCCAGUGGAUGGCUUCCCGGGCGAUUCUGGCGCCCCGUAACACGCGCGUGGAUGAGCUGAACGCCGCCGUCACCGAGCGGUUUCCGGGCGAGGCCGUCCACCUGCUCAGUGCCGACAGCCUGGGGGCUCAGGAUGAGGGUGAGCUGGACAUCCCGCAAGAGUACCUCAACACUCUGAGUGCUCCCGGCUUCCCGCCGCACCGUCUAGUGGUGAAACAAGGGAUGCCGCUCGUCCUGCUGCGCAACCUGGCCGCUACCGACGGCCUGUGCAAUGGGACGCGGCUGAUCGCCGGCCGAGUGGUGAGCCCGCGCCUGCUCGAGGCCACCAUCGCGUGCGGAAAGCACGCCGGACGGCGAGUCUUCAUCCCGCGCCUGCCGCUGCACCCGCCCGAGGACGCCUUCCCGUUCCACUGGGAGCGGCGUCAGUUCCCUGUCCGCCCGGCCUUCGCCCUAACUAUCAAUAAGGCGCAGGGUCAGACACUCGGCAGGGUGGCUGUUUUCUUGGAGGAGCCGCCCUUCAGCCACGGCCAACUGUACGUGGCGGCCUCGCGCGUCGGCCGGCCAGAUGACCUGCGCUUCGCCCUGCCGGCCGGCAGCCAGGGCGCCACCCGUAACGUGGUUUACGGCGAGGUGCUCGGCGACUAG
Molecule: messenger RNA, 4515 nt
Organism: Amphibalanus amphitrite
Lineage: Eukaryota; Metazoa; Arthropoda; Thecostraca; Balanomorpha; Balanidae
Exons: 6
Coding region: 1-4515 (1504 amino acids)
Biological process (GO): telomere maintenance; DNA repair
Molecular function (GO): DNA helicase activity
Source: RefSeq, a predicted model, not a curated record